Molecule: messenger RNA, 561 nt
Organism: Lachancea sp. 'fantastica'
Lineage: Eukaryota; Fungi; Ascomycota; Saccharomycetes; Saccharomycetales; Saccharomycetaceae
Source: the annotation of a GenBank genome assembly
AUGUCCCGUUACCUGUCACGUAAGCUCUACAGCACAUUGAAUGCAUUCAAGGUAUUUCCUCAAACUUUCGCGGGUGGAAAAUGGGUUUGGGAUGUUGAUCUACGUAAACUGAGAAAAGAAUACAGGGCGCUGCAAGCUCAAGAACACCCCGAUACAAAUGCCAAUACGAACUCUGGAAAAAGUUCUGAGCUGAAUCAUGCAUACCAAACUCUCAGACAGCCUUUACUACGGGCUCAGUAUAUAUUAAAAACUCAAGCUCAACUGGACCUUGGAAACGAACGAAAAUCACAGGAUAUUGCACAACGAGAUCCUGAACUUCUAAUGAAAGUUCUAGACGUACACGAGGAGCUGGAGACACUUUCUACUGAAGAAGAUGUCAAGCAAAUUGCUUCGGCCAACCAAGAGCGGAUGCGAGACCUGGAAGCAAAAUUGGGCGAAGCUUUCAAAACGGAAAAUUGGAUUCUUGCUGCGCAGCUUACCGUGGAAUUGAAAUACUGGGCCAGUCUCGAUAAAGCUGUAAAAGAAUGGGAACCGGGUACGCGAUUGGAACUGCAUCAUUAA